AGCAUCUCCACCGCCCCCGCCAAAGAGCACAGUGGAGGCGGAGGGGCAGCAGCCACCAUCCCUCCCCGCCUCCCCCAGAGCCUCCCUGGUCGCCAACUCGGUCUGCAUGGGGAUGACAGGUGCCGAUGGAUUUCCCUGCUGUAGCAAGGAUUCGGUGGACAUAGUGGAAACACAGAUUGACUUAAACCAACAUGAGCUCCAGCCUGCACACGAGGAGCUCCAGCCUGCACAAGAGGAGCCCCAGCCUGCACAAGAGGAGCCCCAGCCUGCACAAGAAGAGCCCCAGCCUGCACAAGAGGAGCUCCAGCCUGCACAAGAGGAGCCCCAGCCUGCACAAGAGGAGCCCCAGCCUGCACAAGAGGAACUCCAGCCUGCACAAGAGGAGCUCCAGCCUGCACAAGAGGAGCUCCAGCCUGCACAAGAGGAGCCCCAGCCUGCACAAGAGGAGCUCCAGCCUGCACAAGAGGAGCCUCAGCCUGCACAAGAGGAGCCCCAGCCUGCACAAGAGGAGCCCCAGCCUGCACAAGAGGAAGAUGAGGAAGAGGUGGAUCAAUUGCUACACUUGAACGUCCCACCUAAAGAGGACCUGGAACAAGACAAAAAACCGGUGCAGGAGGCCAAGGCCGUGCCGUUGGAGUAUUGCCCGCCAUUGGAGUUUUGCCCGGCGUCCAUGCUUAAGCCUGAGGCCAAGAAGGACUCCAGCUUGAAGGUCGGCAAUGAAGACCUGGAAUCCUUCCGGCCCCUCGAGGGGGCGCUAACGCAGCAGGACACCCAACAGUGGAAUGUGAGGUCGAGCUCCAUCACAAGCCCGAGUAUCACGGACGAGGAACAAGUGGACUCCACCCAUCGCUCCAUCUUUGUGCAGACUUCCAAGCACCUCUUCUGGGCAGACAAAGAUGUCCAGGCCUCAGAAUACAGCCUGGAUUUGGAGACCGGCAUGCAGCGUGGCGAGAGCACAGAGAAGAUCGCCAGCCCCCCGAACCAGAAGGCAGUCCCAGAGCCGAACCAGAAGGCAGUCCCAGAGCCGAACCAGAAGGCAGUCCCAGAGCCGGUCCCCGUAAAGCAGUUCCAGGACGAAAGCACCCAGGCAGAGCUUCCAGAACCAGGCACCCGGCAGCCGUCAGACACCGACGUGCCCUCCCCCUAUCUCACACCAGCUAUCAACCUACAAGAUCUGGUCAACUUCGCAUCCUCCCUGGCCAUCGCCUCCUCCAGCAACAGGGACCUGCCCAAUUUGGAGCAAAUGAUGAAAUCUCCACCCCAGAAGGCCGUGGAGCCUUCUACAGUGCCCACGGUGGAGAGCACCACCCCGCCUGCCAAGGAGGAGCCAGAGCAGGAAAAGCUCCCUGAGGUGCAGGAGAGGGCAUCCGAGAAGUCGCUGGAAGCCGGAGAGCCACUGGAACCUGCCAAGCAGGAAGACAAGACCCUGCACCCUUACUUUGACUUUAGCAAGCCGGAGCCCCAAAGGACCGCCUUUAAAGGGAAAGUCAAGUUUAUCCGGGCCCCGGCCAGGUCCUCUUCACUGAAUGGAGACAGGAAAGACUCAGUGCCGGGAACCAAGAAAGAGACUCCAUUAAUGCUGAAAAUCCAUUUUAAGCUGUUGCCCACUUCUUCCCCCAGAGAAAUGACUAAACGAAACCAAUAA
Molecule: messenger RNA, 1645 nt
Organism: Myotis lucifugus (little brown bat)
Lineage: Eukaryota; Metazoa; Chordata; Mammalia; Chiroptera; Vespertilionidae
Gene: SPATA32
Product: spermatogenesis associated 32
Exons: 5
Coding region: 107-1645 (512 amino acids)
Biological process (GO): spermatogenesis
Source: RefSeq, a predicted model, not a curated record